Molecule: messenger RNA, 576 nt
Organism: Cryptomeria japonica (Japanese cedar)
Lineage: Eukaryota; Viridiplantae; Streptophyta; Pinopsida; Cupressales; Cupressaceae
Exons: 1
Coding region: 1-576 (191 amino acids)
Biological process (GO): base-excision repair
Cellular component (GO): nucleus
Molecular function (GO): double-stranded DNA 3'-5' DNA exonuclease activity; DNA-(apurinic or apyrimidinic site) endonuclease activity; phosphoric diester hydrolase activity
Source: RefSeq, a predicted model, not a curated record
AUGAGGAUCGUCACAUGGAAUGUCAGGGGCCUAGUGGCCUCUGACAAACGCGGAAUGUUAAAACGACAUUUGGUAAAGAUUGCGAUUGAUAUUGUAUUGAUUCAAGAAACCAAGUGUAUUAGUGAGGAUAUCGAUAAGUUAAUUAGGUUUUGCAAAGAAUGGAAUGGUAUCUUUUCACCAGCAUUUGGAAGAGCGGGUGGAUUGGGGAUUCUAUGGAAUCCCUCCUUGGUAAAUAUUACAAAAAGUUUUGAAGAGAAGCAAGGGUUAUCUUGCCAAGUUCAGCAUAGACUCAGCAAGCUGGAAUUAGAACUUUGGAAUAUUUAUGGACCUACUAAUUCGCAGGAGAAAGCAAAGCUAUGGGAGGAAAUCAGAAAUUGUAUAGCUAAGAAUGGGAAUAAGAAAAUUAUAAUAGGUGGAGAUUUUAAUGUGAUCUUGGAAUUAGCAGAUAAGCGGGGAGGCAUCAGGAAAGUAACCAGGGAUAUAUUAGAUUUUAGGAAUUUUAUACAAAAAAUUGAGGUGGUGGAUUGUAAGCCGACUGAUGGUUGGUUUACAUGGAACAACAGGAGGCAAGGAUAG